CUCCGCUACAACUACGUCUUACAUUGUGAUAUCCGUCUCCCAUCCAUUCCUCUUUUUCUUUUCUUUUAUUGAAUCUCAUCUAAACCUCCAUUAUCCCGCUGUCCUCUCCACUCUGCUCCCAUUCACUAGCCAUGCUCGCCUCUCUGAGAACCACGGCCUCCGCCGUUAAAGCUGCCCAGCGUAUGUUCAGCAGUUCUGCCAAGGCUGCUGCCAAUUACGACAGUACUGUUAAGAACAUGUUGAUCAACAAGCAGACCAAGGUUGUUUGCCAAGGAUUCACUGGCAAGCAGGGUACUUUCCAUUCCAAGCAGGCCAUUGAGUACGGGACCAAUAUGGUUGGAGGCGUCUCCCCCAAGAAGGGUGGCCAGACUCACUUGGGACUCCCUGUCUUCAAUACCGUCGCUGAUAUUGCUAGGGAACUCAAGCCUGAUGCUUCAGUCAUCUACGUUCCUCCUCCCAUGGCUGCCGGCGCCAUCAUGGAAGCUAUUGAGGCUGAGAUUCCUUUGGUUGUUGCCAUUACCGAAGGUAUUCCUCAACAGGACAUGGUUCGCGUUGUCAGAGCUUUAAAGACUCAGGACAAGACCCGCCUCAUCGGACCCAACUGCCCUGGUAUCAUUGCCCCCGAUGCCUGCAAGAUCGGUAUUAUGCCCGGCCACAUUCACAAGGUUGGAAAGAUCGGUAUUGUCUCUCGUUCCGGUACUCUUACCUAUGAGGCUGUCAAUCAGACUACCGAGGUUGGCCUUGGUCAGUCUCUUUGUGUUGGUAUUGGCGGUGAUCCUUUCAACGGAACCAACUUCAUUGACUGCUUGACCUUGUUCUUGGAGGACCCUAACACUGAGGGUAUCAUCAUGAUCGGUGAAAUUGGAGGCAGCGCCGAGGAGGAGGCUGCCGAGUUCCUGAAGAAGUACAACUUGACCCGUGAAAAGCCCAAGCCUGUUGUCUCCUUCAUUGCUGGCCGCACUGCCCCUCCUGGUCGCCGCAUGGGCCAUGCUGGUGCCAUCAUUGCAGGAGGCAAGGGAGGUGCCGAUGACAAGAUCAAGGCCUUGGAAAGCGCCGGUGUCGUGGUCUCGCAAAGCCCUGCUAAGCUGGGAGUUCUCAUGCGUGCACAAAUGGAGAAGGCUGGAUUGGUCUAAAUUACGAACCUGUUCAAUAGCAACAACAAUACUGCUAAUACUGCUCCUCCGUUUUGAUCAUAAUACUUCUUCCUCGCGACUAUUUGAAUCCUUUCAUCAAGUUCAAAUCAUCCUCCAUGCCCCAAUAAAAUGAUAUCUGUUUUUAUCCCAU
Messenger RNA from Lobosporangium transversale, 1284 nucleotides. RefSeq names its product succinyl-CoA ligase subunit alpha. The coding region runs from base 132 to 1133 and encodes 333 amino acids. The record is from RefSeq and is a predicted model, not a curated record. Gene Ontology annotation, biological process: tricarboxylic acid cycle. The transcript has 4 exons. Gene Ontology annotation, molecular function: succinate-CoA ligase (GDP-forming) activity; succinate-CoA ligase (ADP-forming) activity. NCBI's taxonomy places the organism in Eukaryota, Fungi, Mortierellomycota, Mortierellomycetes, Mortierellales, Mortierellaceae. Gene Ontology annotation, cellular component: succinate-CoA ligase complex (ADP-forming); mitochondrion.